This is a messenger RNA of Passer domesticus (house sparrow), 965 nucleotides long. It is a transcript of the gene IFI30, whose product is annotated as IFI30 lysosomal thiol reductase. The transcript has 7 exons. Gene Ontology annotation, cellular component: lysosome. The coding region runs from base 115 to 885 and encodes 256 amino acids. The record is from RefSeq and is a predicted model, not a curated record. Lineage: Eukaryota; Metazoa; Chordata; Aves; Passeriformes; Passeridae. Gene Ontology annotation, molecular function: oxidoreductase activity, acting on a sulfur group of donors, disulfide as acceptor.
GGAGGCGGCGGCCGGGGCGCAGGAAGGGCAGCGGGGGCGCGGGGAGGCGGGCACAGCCGCGCCUUAAAAGUCCCCGCUGGGACGGGCUCGUUUCCGCGUCACCCCGCCGUCCUGAUGGCCCCCGCCGUGCCGCUGGCCGUCCUGGCCCUGCUGGCCCUGCUGGCCCCGGGGCUCGGCGCGGCCCCCGGCUGUGAUUACCCUGCCCAGCGCUGGUGCAGCUCCCGGGACACCGCCGCCGCCUGCCAGGUGGAGAGCCGCUGCCCCAGGCUCCCUCAGCCCGCGGCCGCGCCCGUGGAGCUGAGCCUGUACUACGAGAGCCUGUGCCCGGCGUGCCGCGCCUUCCUGGUCCUCAAGCUCUUCCCCACCUGGCUGCUGCUGCCCGAAGAGAUGCUGAACAUCACCCUGGUGCCCUACGGCAACGCCCAGGAGAGGAACUUCAGCGGCAAGUGGCACUUCCAGUGCCAGCACGGCCCCGAGGAAUGCCUGGGCAACAUGAUGGAGGCCUGUCUGAUGCACGAGGCCAAGAACUUCAGCACCUACUUCCCCGUCAUCUUCUGCCUGGAGUCGGGCAGCUCUGUCACCAAGAACCUGGAGGCUUGCCUGCAGAUCUACGCCCCAGAGGUGGACAUUGGCCGCGUCACCGCCUGCGUGCGGGGGGACACGGGGGUGGCCCUGAUGCACCACAACGCCCAGCUGACCGAGGCUCUGGACCCCCCGCACCAGUACGUGCCCUGGAUCACCAUCAAUGGGAAGCACACGGACGAGCUGCAGGCACAGGCAGAGGCCUCGCUGCUGGGGCUGGUUUGUCACCUCUACCAGGGGGAGAAGCCUGAAAUCUGUGGGGGCUCCAAGGCCCCGAAGAUCCCGUCGGGCUGCAGGCGCUGAGGGAUGGUGUGGGAGCAGCGAGAGGGAGGCCAAUAAAAAGGAUAUUUUUAUGGAAAACCAGCAGGAUCUGGAGUGGUGUG